Molecule: messenger RNA, 1176 nt
Organism: Chironomus riparius
Lineage: Eukaryota; Metazoa; Arthropoda; Insecta; Diptera; Chironomidae
Source: the annotation of a GenBank genome assembly
AAGAACAAUAGGAAUCGAGAGAUAAUUACCGUAAUUUUCCGAGAUUUUCAAGCGAGUGAGAAAAAAGUGUAUAAAAAUUAUCUCUUCGCAGGCAUUGAAUUUUAUUUGUGUUAAAUUUUUUGUUGAAUUAACAAGUCUGAAAAUUUUCUAAUCAGUAAUAUUUUGUGGAAUUAAGAAAAUGUCAGAGUUCAAGGGAAAGAAUGUUCAAGGAUCCAGUGCUAAUUUUUAUAAAUUUUCCGAUGACUUGGAAAAUUGGAUGGGAAAUCUUCCAAAUGAAAUUAGAGACCGGAUUCCUAUAAUUAAUCUAGCAAUUCCUGGUUCGCAUGAUUCUGGUGCUUAUGCCGUGACUAGACAUUCAAAGAUUGCGCCCGAUGCUGAAGAUGUAGUUCGUCAAUUGUAUCGAUUCAUUCCAUGGGUUGUACGUAAAUGGGCAAAGACACAAAAGUAUACAUUCAGAGAACAGCUUUACAAUGGCAUAAGAUACUUUGACUUACGACUGGCUGUAAACGAUGACGAUGAUCAGAUUUAUUUCGUACAUGGUGUCUAUUGUGACGAAGUUAUGUAUCCAUUAGAAGAAAUGUUGAAUUUUUUAAUUGAUCAUCCACAAGAAUUUGUCAUUUUGGACUGUCAACACUUUUACAAUUUUGAACCUCAUCAUCACCAAAAGUUUUUUCAGGUCCUAUUGAAAUUAUUUAACACAAGAAUUUACGAGAGAUUCAUCCAUGAACAAGACUUCCCGUACUUAACGUUAUCAAAGGCAUUGAACCUUCAUAAACAGCUGUUUAUCAUUUAUCGGAACCAAAACAUUGAUAAGACAUUCUUUCAGUCUUAUCAUUUCCAAAAUCCAUGGCCAAACGUUACAGACAUAAGAAAAUUGGAAGAGUUUCUAGACCAUAGAAUCAUGUUAAGGUCACCGUACCAAGGAUAUUGCACUCAAUUAGUGCUAACACCAACCAGUUCCUUUAUCAUUCGAAGAUUCUAUUCAUCUCUAAGAAGUAAAUGUGCGAAGCAGGUUGACAAGGAAUGCAAAGCUUAUUUGGAGUCACAAAAACCUGGUCCUUUCAAAGACUUUGAAGAUCGAAUGUGUUUCUCGCAGAUUUUGUUGAUUUAUAUGACAAUUAUUUCCCAAAGACAGUUGUUGAUCUUAACAUGAAACUCCUUCCAUAAUUGUAGUCA